AUGUCAUCUCAGGAAUACGCACCGCCCCCGUCAUUGGCUCAUGUCUUCUCGGGACAGUAUGCCUUGCCUGCUCAUUUACAACAACCGCCGUCACACCAACCUCAUCCUCAACCGCAACCGCGACCUCAUCCUCAACAACCCCAACCACCCCAACCUCAGCAGCAACAGACUCAGGGCUACUCCCUCGUCCCAUUCCACCCCCAGCCUACCCAGGCACAGCCCACCUCCCCACGUCGUCCACUCCCUCAACCCACCCCAGCCCCUCAAGCUCAAGCACAGGCUCCCUGGCCAUGCGCGCAAUAUCCCGCGCCUGUGCCUGUGUCGCUCUAUCCUUCCACUCCUGCUCCUGCUGCUGCUCCUACGUUCGCCCACCCCCAACAGGUACAACAAGUACCGCCACCGCCGCAGAUCGCUUCGCCUACUGCGAGCUACCCGAGGGGGUAUCAGGGGAUCUUGACUGGGAGCAGGAGCUUGCCUCUUGGAGGAGAGGGCGAGAGGGAGAGGGAACGUGAUCGUAACGCAGUUCGAGAGAGAGAUCGGGAUGGGAGAGACAUAGAUCGGGAUGGGUGGGAGAGAGAUAGGCAAGAGAGGGACAGAGGGGGACACAAAGGAAGCGGACGUACACGGAGCGUCAUCCAUCAGACGACCGCGCAGGCGCAGAAGCAGAAACAGAAACAGAUGCAGAAGCAGAAGGAGAUGCGGGGCUAG
Messenger RNA from Dacryopinax primogenitus, 708 nucleotides. RefSeq lists its product as uncharacterized. Lineage: Eukaryota; Fungi; Basidiomycota; Dacrymycetes; Dacrymycetales; Dacrymycetaceae. Bases 1 to 708 code for a protein of 235 amino acids. The record is from RefSeq and is a predicted model, not a curated record. The transcript has 2 exons.